Messenger RNA from Trachemys scripta elegans, 2660 nucleotides. RefSeq names its product E-selectin-like. NCBI's taxonomy places the organism in Eukaryota, Metazoa, Chordata, Testudines, Emydidae. The coding region runs from base 254 to 1915 and encodes 553 amino acids. The record is from RefSeq and is a predicted model, not a curated record. The transcript is spliced from 13 exons. Gene Ontology annotation, biological process: heterophilic cell-cell adhesion; leukocyte tethering or rolling; response to cytokine. Gene Ontology annotation, cellular component: membrane; external side of plasma membrane. Gene Ontology annotation, molecular function: oligosaccharide binding; sialic acid binding.
CCUCUUAGCUACGUCACUGGAAUUUCUAGGAAGUAGGAGCUGAUAGAAUAAAAAGGCUGCGAGCUGAAGGCAAAGGGUACACACUGACUGGCAGCUCUCCACUGAGUCUUAGCAUAAGAACCACUGCAGUGACUUAGCAAAGGAAAACAGUCGCUGAAGACACAUCUUUACCAGGCUGCUACGUAGCACCAGGCAUCACAGCCACAAUCUCCAUCUCUUCAAAGAGCAAAGUGAAGAAAAGUUCUCCAGAAACAUGAUUGGCCUGUGGUUCCUCUCUGUUCUCACUUAUGGACUUAUGGUGCUUGAGGAGGGCAAUUGCUGGACAUACCACUAUUCAGAAAAAAAUAUGACCUAUAAGCUUGCGGAGAAAUGGUGUAGGAAACACUAUACGAAUAUGGUUGCCAUUCAGAAUAAGGAGGAAAUUGCCCAUCUGAAUGCAUUUUUACCCUUCAAUCCAACUUAUUACUGGAUUGGAAUCAGAAAGAUUGAUAAUGAGUGGACCUGGGUUGGAACAAGAAAACGGCUGACUGAAGAGGCUAAAAACUGGGCUCAGGGUGAACCAAACAACAGAAAGAAUGACGAGGACUGUGUUGAAAUCUACAUCAAAAGAGACAGGGAUGCAGGCAAAUGGAAUGAUGAAAGAUGCAACAAACAGAAGGUUGCCUUGUGCUACGCAGCUUCCUGUAACCAGUCUUCCUGCAGUGGCCAUGGUGAAUGCCUGGAGACCAUUAACAAUCAUACCUGCGUCUGUGAUGCUGGAUUCUAUGGGCCUGAAUGCCAGCAUGUUGUGACUUGCGACCAAUUAAAAGAACCCGAUCAAGGGACACUGGAGUGCAGCCAUCCACUGCAGACCUACAGCUACAACUCAUCCUGUGAGGUUCAGUGUGCAGAAGGCUAUGAAUCAACUGGGUUUGAACCAGUCUGGUGUACCUCUUCCGGAAACUGGUCUGCACCCACUCCAGCAUGUACAGUUGUGCAGUGUGAUGGCUUAAAGGCUCCAGCUCAUGGCUCCCUGACAUGCUCUCCCGCCUCUGGGAACUUUCUGUGGAAUUCAACCUGUGAGUUUGCCUGUGAAGAAGGGUUUGUGCUGACGGGAUCAGACAGGCGGCAGUGCGGCGCUUCUGGAGAGUGGGAUGGAGAACAGCCGGAAUGCGAAGUUGUGCAGUGUGAUGGCUUAAAGGCUCCAGCUCAUGGCUCCCUGACAUGCUCUCCCGCCUCUGGGAACUUUCUGUGGAAUUCAACCUGUGAGUUUGCCUGUGAAGAAGGGUUUGUGUUGACGGGAUCAGACAGGCUGCAGUGUGGCGCCUCUGGAAAGUGGGAUGGAGAACAGCCGGAAUGCGAAGCUGUGACGUGUGAAGCAGUGAACAGGCCUGAAAACGGCUUUGUGGAAUGUACCACCCGUCAUCCAGAAUUCACCUACAACUCGGCCUGUGAGUUCCGUUGUGAGGAGGGCUACAGAUUAAGUGGAUCACCCGCAAUUCAGUGUACAGCUCAGGGAGAAUGGUCAGAGCCCUUCCCAAAGUGUGAAGUUGCACAGUGUGAAACCCUGAUACUCCCUGAGAAGGGCUCCAUGAAUUGUUCACACCCACUUGGGGAUUUUGCAUACAGCACAGUUUGCGAGUUUAACUGUUCAGGGGGAUGGUUGCUAAACGGCUCUAAUGUACUUCAGUGCGGCGCUGCAGGGAACUGGACUGCAAGUCAGCCGACAUGCGAAGCUCCCCAAGUGCCUGAAGAACUGCUCAGUUACGUCUCUGUUGGAAUAGCAGCCACCGGAGCCUCGCUCCUGUCGACAGCAUCAUUCCUCAUUUGGCUUGUAAAGCGCCUUCGAAGGAAAGCAAAGAAAUUUACUCCUGCCAGCAGCUGCCAGAGUCUCAAUUCAGAGUGUACCUUCCAAAGCACUGCUCAUCUAAUCUAACGCCAAGUGACUCCGGAAUUGAAGCUAUCUUCACGGAUGCCUCAGAGCCCCUCAGGAAAUGGAGCUAUGCAGUCCUCAGCAAGCGGCCAGGUGUUGAUGCAUCUUGCUGACAAGAUGAUUAGCCUUGGAUCUUGCUACUAAAUACUGAGCUCAGUCGUCUGGUUCUGCCACUGAAGACAAGCAAGCUCGCGGUAAAACCCUAGCUGUUUACCAAGAGACUACAUGGGUCCUGUCAACGUACAGCUACAGUGAUUGGGAGAUCUAUAUUCAUGCUCUGGAUGGGGACAAAAUAAGCUGCUGUCUACUCCUCUAGGGUCAGUCUGUAGGUACCAGGAUGGAGUGAACACUUUGCAAUAUACGUGGUUGGAGAUCUCUCCCAUGGAAACACAUGGGUCCCAUUUUUAAAGAAAAAUAGUUAGAAUGGGAAAUAUUUGUGGAAUUGUCUUACAAACCAUUGAUUUGGUUCACUGGUAAUUGUUGAAGUAAAUGUACUGUAACAAUAUGUCACAAUUAAUAAAUCUGCCUGUAACACUAUGGUCAGGGUGUUUUGCUGCAGUUCCUAGUGAGUUUUUAUAUUGUAACUUUAAACCAUUGCUAAUGGGAGCACUAUCAGAGUUAGUAAUUAUGCCAGGCAGUCUGGUUCGUGAAUGCAGCAAGUAGACCUGAAACAAUUUCAUCCCCAUGGGAUUAAGUAUUGUAAUCUAUAGAAAUACAUAUUUAGUUUCUUGUGCACUUUAUAUUUUGC